Molecule: messenger RNA, 1248 nt
Organism: Siniperca chuatsi (mandarin fish)
Lineage: Eukaryota; Metazoa; Chordata; Actinopteri; Centrarchiformes; Sinipercidae
Gene: scn1bb
Product: sodium channel, voltage-gated, type I, beta b
Exons: 6
Coding region: 94-762 (222 amino acids)
Biological process (GO): sodium ion transport; cardiac muscle cell action potential involved in contraction; regulation of heart rate by cardiac conduction
Cellular component (GO): voltage-gated sodium channel complex
Molecular function (GO): sodium channel regulator activity
Source: RefSeq, a predicted model, not a curated record
GGAGCUUCAUAGCCUACUUGGAGCGCUGGUGUUACAGUUUGUACUUCUUGAGGCCCCUGGUCAAAUCAAACAGCUACUCUAACAUCUGGUGACAUGGCAGACAUCCACCUACUGUUCCUGUCUGUUCUCUGCGCCAUGGUUGCCGUAUACCAGUGUCGUGGGGCCUGUGCAGAGGUGGACUCUGACACAGAGGCAGUGGCGGGCAAGGGCUUCAAACUGGGCUGCAUCUCCUGCAAGAGGAGGAGUGAGGUGGAGGGUUCUGCCACUGUUGAAUGGUACUUCAGGGCCAAAGGAGAAGCCGACUUUGUUCACAUCUACACCUACAACGAAGACGGCCCCACCAUUGAAAGCGACCACUUUAUGGACCGUGUGGAUUGGAACGGAAGUAAGAGGAGCAACGACAUCCAAGACGCGUCCAUAUACCUGCUCAACGUCACCUUCAAUGACUCGGGCACCUACCGGUGCUUCUUCAAACGCAUCCUCUUCUACGCUAACUAUGAGUACAACACCAUUGUCAGCAAGGUGGUCCACCUCACUGUGGUGGCUAAAGCCACCAGAGGAACAGCUUCCAUCGUGUCCGAGGUCAUGAUGUACGUGUCCAUCAUUGGCCUUCAGGUCUGGCUCCUCAUAGAGAUGAUAUACUGCUACAGGAAAAUAGCAGCAGCCGGAGAAGAAGCAUUACGAGAAGCAGCAAAUGCUGAAUAUUUAGCGAUAGCCUCGGAAAGUAAAGAUAACUGCGCAGGAGUGCAGGUCGGAGAAUAGCACAGGCUUCUUUCGUGGACUGAAAACAUCCUUCCACCCUCUGACCUGCAUGUAGACAACUUGGAGAGAAAACUCCUCUUCUUCUAUUUUACCUUUUCCUUGACAAAGAUCACAAAUGGAUAUGACAUACAAAGAGAGCAUGGUACCAGCACUGUAUAUAGUAUUCUGUGCGCAAAAGCAUGUUCUGCACAUUAUGCAUUAAUGAGCCACAUCGUCAAAAGCAUAAACUUUACAUACAGUAUUUCUUUAAGCAUAUGUAGUCACAUAUUUAUAUAAAAUGUAAGUGGUACUAUGGAGAUCUGUUGGAUUGUAAAAGAAAGCUUUUUACUACAUCAUCACCACCUAAUGUAUGAAUUAUGACACCCUACAUGUAUGGAAAAGAUAUUUCUAAAAUAGAAUGUGAUGGACUACGAUAGGCUGUAUUUCCAGUUGCUAGUUGUACAGUCAAUGAAAUCUUAAGAUGUACUAAUAAAAACUGAAAAAGUA